AUGGUGAACACCAAGGGCGUCGAGCCGGUGCACCGCGCCGCCGGGCUGCCGCUGACGGCGCUGAACCACAUCUCCGUGGUGUGCCGGUGCCUCGAGAGCUCCCUCCGCUUCUACCGCGACGUCCUUGGAUUCGUCCCCAUCCGCCGCCCGGGCUCCUUCGACUUCGACGGCGCAUGGCUGUUCAACUACGGCAUAGGCGUUCAUCUUCUGCAAGCCGAGGACCCGGCGAGCAUGCCCCCCAAGAAGACGGAGAUCAACCCCAAGGACAACCACAUCUCCUUCCAGUGCGAGAGCAUGGAGGCGGUGCAGCGGCGGCUCAAGGAGCUGGGUAUCCGGUACGUGCAGCGGCGCGUGGAGGAGGGCGGCAUCUACGUGGACCAGGUCUUCUUCCACGACCCCGACGGCUUCAUGGUCGAGGUCUGCACCUGCGACAACCUCCCCAUCGUGCCCCUCGUCCCCGAGGGCCAUGCCAUCCUCGGCCUGCCGCAGCAGCCUGCAGCGCCAGCCUGCAAGCGUCCAGCAGCCGCCCUCAGGCAGCUGCAAGCGCCGGCGCCGCAGCAGCCGCUUCCUGUUCCCGUGGCCGUCGUUCCAACCCCGGCAAAGGCCAGCGGCUGA
Miscanthus lutarioriparius is the source of this 615-nucleotide messenger RNA. NCBI's taxonomy places the organism in Eukaryota, Viridiplantae, Streptophyta, Magnoliopsida, Poales, Poaceae. The record is from the annotation of a GenBank genome assembly.